Messenger RNA from Raphanus sativus (radish), 979 nucleotides. RefSeq lists its product as uncharacterized. Bases 227 to 979 code for a protein of 250 amino acids. The transcript is spliced from 2 exons. The record is from RefSeq and is a predicted model, not a curated record. NCBI's taxonomy places the organism in Eukaryota, Viridiplantae, Streptophyta, Magnoliopsida, Brassicales, Brassicaceae.
ACUGGAUUUAGUUGAUAUAUGUGAUCGUUCAGAACUUCAUGUUGAUGGGAAUGGUAGGGCUCCUUUUCCCAUAUACCGACUUGAUGCAGAGGGAAAAAAUGCGUUCUUCGAUUGGAUUUCAAACGAUGUGGAGUUUCCAGACGGUUAUGCAUCUAAUUUGCGUAACUGUAUCGACAGAAAGGAAGGAAAGUUUAUUGGUUUAAAAAGUCACGAUUGUCAUGUGUUGAUGCAGCGCUUACUUCCGUUUGCUUUCAAGGAACUAUUACCACGAAAUGUUCAUGAAGCAAUAGCAGGGAUAAGUGCUUUCUUCCGCGAUUUAUGCGCCAGAUCAGUGACUCUUGAAGGUAUUGAAAAUCUGAAGACUAACAUAGCCAUGAUUCAGUGCAACCUUGAGAAGAUAUUUCCUCCCUCAUUUUUUGAUGUUAUGGAGCAUCUUGUUAUUCACCUGGCAAGAGAAUUGGAACUUGGUGGUCCUGUGCAGUAUAGAUGGAUGUAUCUGUAUGAGCGGUAUAUGUUCCAUUUGAAGAAGAUGGUGAAAAAUCUAAGUAGGGUGGAAGGUUCUAUAGUCGCACAGAUGAUCAAUGAAGAAAUUUCAAACUUUGCUGAGUACUACUUUCCAGCAGAAGUUCAGACCAAAAACAGAAGACCUGCACGGCACGAUGAUAGAGGCGAACGGGCAACAUACCAUGUUACGGUUCCUGACAUUUUCACAGAUGUUGGACGACUUAGCGGAAAAUCAAAGGACCGUCGACUUACUGAGCAGGAGCGCAGUCAUUUGCAAACAUAUUUGCUCACCAACUGCGAAGAUGUUCUUCAAUAUGAGAGGAUUUUCAUGGCAGAAAAGCGGUUCGAAUAUAGAUACGCUACAGAGGCAGAACUAGAAGAAAUGAAGCAAAGAGAAUUUGCUGGAUGGAUGUUUACUUAUGUGAGUGCCUUAAACAAAUUAAAAAAUCAUUUAUCACAUAUUUAUAGAAAUUAA